Molecule: messenger RNA, 984 nt
Organism: Closterium sp. Yama58-4
Lineage: Eukaryota; Viridiplantae; Streptophyta; Zygnematophyceae; Desmidiales; Closteriaceae
Source: the annotation of a GenBank genome assembly
AUGCGAGCAACGAUCGUGGUUGUGCCGCUGCCACCACCACCACCACAAGCAACUGACGGCAGCAGCAACAACGGCAGCACAGGCGGUGGGGGCACUGGUAGCAGCAACGUGUAUGGUGAGGGUGAGUUGGGCAGGGCGUUAGCAGCAGGCGUACACAGCAGAGAGAUGACGGUGCUGCAUCAAUGGACCAUCGGCGUUCCCUGCCGCAACAACUCCUCUCUCUCGGGCCUCCUCCCCUGGCGCCAGCACAGGCCCUACUCUUUCCACCUCCCACCCUCCUCCGCCUCCGCCGCUGCUCUAUCUGUCCCGCCGCAAGGCGUUGCUCUGCACUUCACGCUGCGGGAGGGUAGCGGGGCAGACAGCGGCAGCAGCAACAGCAGCAUGCUCUCUGAUGGCUCUGUGGAACUGCCAGUUCCCAUUCACGUGAUCGUUCCCUUACCUCCGACCGUGCCUGGGGGUGGGUCCGUGCCUAGGGGUGCGACUAUAGCAUCAGCAGCAUCAGUGGAAGGCGGGGCGCUGGCGUCGGUGGCAAAGGCAGCGGGGAGAAUCGAUGUGCGCACAGAGGCACAGGUGCGCACAGAGGCAUAUGUGCGCACAGAGGCACAGGUGCGCACAGAGGCACAGGUGCACAUAGAAGCACAGGUGCGCACAGAGGCACAGGAGCGCACAGAGGCACAUGUGCGCAUAGAGGCACAGGUGCGCACAGAGGCUCAGGUGCGCACAGAGGCACAGGUGCGCACAGAGGCAGAGGUGCGCACAGAGGCACAGGUGCGCACAGAGGCACAUGUGCGCACAGAGGCACAGGUGCACACAGAGGCACAGGUGCGCACAGAGGCACAGUCCACCUCUUUCACUACUUUGCUCAUGCCCAAACCGAUUCACCCCCUUCUCUUUCCUUUGCCCCCCUCCUCCCCUUUUUUCUUCCCGCCUUCCCUCAAAUUCCUGCGGCCUCCACCUCUCUGUCCUUCACCUACUCCUCGUUAA